GAUAUCGGGACGAUAAAACACAAAUAGAUUACUCAUAUACAUCAUUACGAGUGUAACGGCCGUGUCUUACUGUUAUCAAUUUUCUUAUAAUUAGGUAGCAUUUAUAUCGAGAAUUAUAAUAUAUGUAAAUAAAAUGUUUUAUAAAACUGCAGGUUUGCGUUCGAAAUGGCAGGUGGUAAAGCAUUUCGCCUAUUAUUCUACUGCAAGGCAUCGAAGAAUAAUAGCAAUUCGGAGAGAAGAUCAAUCAGUAUGGGAGAGGAGAGCACCAUUCUCACCGAUGAAUGUCAAUCGUCUUGUCCGAAAUGGCGUUAAAGUUAUUGUGCAGCCUUCCAAUCGCAGAGCGUAUCCUAUGCAGUCAUAUAUAAAUGCGGGAGCAAUAGUACGAGAAGACAUCAGCGAAGCCAGUGUAAUAUUUGGUGUUAAACAAACUCCAAUCGACCUUUUGAUUCCUAACAAAACUUACUGCUUCUUUUCACACACAAUCAAGGCUCAAGAAGCAAAUAUGCCAAUGUUGGAUGCUAUAUUGGCUAAGAAUAUUCGUUUAAUAGAUUACGAGAAGCUAAUGGAUGACGCGGGUAAUCGUGUUGUAGCAUUUGGAAAGUACGCCGGAGUAGCCGGUAUGAUUAACAUCUUGCAUGGACUUGGAUUACGAUUGCUCGCUUUGGGACAUCAUACACCGUUCAUGCAUAUAGGUCCAGCCCACAACUACCGGAGCUCAAGCAUGGCUCGUCAGGCGAUUCGAGACGCAGGUUACGAAGUUGCACUAGGGAUGAUGCCUAAAUCACUUGGACCGCUUACUUUCGUCUUUACUGGUUCAGGAAAUGUCUCUCAGGGUAGUCAAGAAAUAUUUCAUGAGUUGCCGCAUGAAUACGUCCCACCUGAAAUGUUAAGGAAGGUGGCGGAGCACGGCAGUCCAAAUAAAAUCUAUGGUUGUGAGGUUCGAAGACGGCACCAUUUAGUCAGAAAAAAUGGAGGAGGUUACGACCCUCAGGAGUAUGAAGAACAUCCAGAACGAUACAUAUCUGUUUUCGCACAAAAGAUAGCUCCCUAUACGUCGGUGCUGGUGAACUGCAUCUACUGGGCUGUCGACAGCCCUAAGCUACUGACGAUUCCAGACGCUAAGCACUUGCUUAUGCCAUCACACACCCCGUGGCUGCCUAAGAGUAUUGGCGCUCCAGCUCUACCUCACAGAAUGCUGGCAAUCUGCGACAUCUCGGCAGACCCCGGUGGAUCCAUCGAGUUUAUGAACGAAUGUACUACUAUCGACACACCAUUUUGUCUCUACGACGCCGACAGAAAUAAGGACACAAAGAGCUUCAAAGGGCCCGGUGUGCUAGUUUGUUCUAUUGACAACAUGCCUACACAACUACCUCGCGAAUCGACGGACUUUUUUGGUGACUUGCUCUACCCUUACGCUGAAGAUAUUAUGAGUUCUGAUGCAACUCGGCCGCUGGAAGAACAUAAUUUCACUCCUGUUGUACAAGGAGCUAUCAUUACCAGCAACGGAAAACUUACGUCUUCAUUUGAAUACAUCAACGAACUUCGUAUGGCUAAUAACCGUUCCCGCCAUAAGGUGGAAGGAAACGACCAGCAAUCUCCAGUUGUGAUUUUAGGCAGUGGUCUUGUUUCCGCGCCUGUAGUCGAAUAUCUUGCAAGAGACAAGAAUGUCGCCGUAACUAUUGCCUCACAAGUUAAAGAAGAAGCGGACGCGUUAGCGGAGCGGUACGGCAUCCGGUCGGAGUACCUGGAGGCGAACGACGAGGCAGCGCUGAGCGCCUUGGUAUCGCAGUCGCGCGUGGUGGUGUCGUUGUUGCCGUACGACCUGCACGGCACAGUGGCGCGCGCCUGCGUGCGUACCGGCGUGCAUCUCGUCACCGCCUCUUACGUGCGCCCCGAGGUGCAAGAGCUAGACGAGGCCGCUAAAGAUGCCGGGGUGACAUUGUUAAACGAAGUAGGCUUAGAUCCUGGUAUUGACCAUUUGCUGGCAUUGGAAUGCAUUCAUGACGUACAGAACCAUGGCGGAAGAGUCGAUUCAUUCGUAUCAUAUUGUGGAGGAUUACCUGCGCCAGAAUAUAGUGACAAUGCUUUGAGAUACAAAUUCUCUUGGAGUCCACGUGGUGUUUUACUUAACACUAUUUCUGGGGCCAAGUACCUCAGUAAAGGACAGGCCGUGGAAGUUCUCAGUGGUGGCGAGUUGAUGUCAGUAGCGCGGGAUCUUGAUUUCCUACCAGGUUUUGCGUUCGAAGGAUUUCCCAACCGAGACAGCACUAUAUAUUCCUCUCUGUAUGGGAUUGAAGAUGCGCACACCAUGUUUAGAGGGACCCUUCGAUACAAAGGUUUCGCCGAAACGAUGAAAGCUAUGCAACUUUUUGGAUUCGUUGAUCCGAACCCUCAUCCGACAUUACACCCCGAAGGACCACAAAUAACUUGGCGGCAAUUUGCUUGCGAGCUCCUCGGCUUAAUCGACUCGUCGAUCUUCUACGGGAAUCUUAGGACUCGCCUGUCGGAACGCAUUGGCAGCGCGGGUGCGCAGGCGUUGGAAUCACUCGGCCUGCUAGACGAUGAACCAGUCGUUAAGCGCGGCUCGCCUCUCGACACCGUCUCACAUUACCUAGGGAAGAGGUUGCAAUUAGAAAAAGAUGAAACUGACUUCGUAGUCCUUCGACACGAGAUCGGUGUGACAUGGAGUGAUGGCAAGAAAGAACGACGCGAGGUGACGAUGACGGUGCGCGGAGACCCCGCCUCGCACACCGCGAUGGCGCGAACCGUAGGACUGCCCACUGCCAUCGCUGCAAAGAUGGUGCUCGAUGGGGAAAUUCAACAAAGAGGUGUCGUACUGCCGUUUGCUCCCGUGGUAUACAAAUCACUUCUGUCCAGGCUACGAGCUGAAGGUAUCACAGCAAAAGAAGUUAUCAGGCCUUUGAACUGAAAUCUUAAAUAAUGUUUUUAUUUGAUAUAAGUUGACUGACUGAAUAGUAAAACUAAUUAAACUUAUGUAUUUUAUAUGUUUAAUAGUAUUUUUUAUGUUAAUAUUUAUUACAAAUAUUGUCUAAGAUAUAACGUAGUAAGUACGGUAAAAUGCACUCGAUUAUAAUAUAUCGUGCUGAGCUAAGGAAUGUAAUGCGCGAAGUGAAUUGGAAUACAAUAAUAUAUGAUGAAUAAUAAUAUAUAUGCAAUACUGCACUUCUUUAGAGUUUUAAGUAAACAGCUUAAAGCUCCGGUAGCUCAAUGUUAUACGGGUCGCCUAGCAAUAUGAUAGAUGUAGGUACGAUCCUCAUUUCUGGGCCUCCGUUUGGGCUAUUGCGAUACCCACUUUUCAUUCAAGCUUUGAGGGGAAAAUAGAUAUCGCAAAUUUCCAAAAACAGACU
Vanessa tameamea is the source of this 3368-nucleotide messenger RNA. RefSeq names its product Lysine ketoglutarate reductase/saccharopine dehydrogenase (gene LKRSDH). NCBI's taxonomy places the organism in Eukaryota, Metazoa, Arthropoda, Insecta, Lepidoptera, Nymphalidae. Gene Ontology annotation, molecular function: saccharopine dehydrogenase activity. Gene Ontology annotation, cellular component: cytoplasm. Bases 134 to 2929 code for a protein of 931 amino acids. The record is from RefSeq and is a predicted model, not a curated record. The transcript is spliced from 20 exons.